Messenger RNA from Drosophila persimilis, 2081 nucleotides. RefSeq lists its product as uncharacterized. The record is from RefSeq and is a predicted model, not a curated record. Gene Ontology annotation, cellular component: nucleus. Gene Ontology annotation, biological process: positive regulation of transcription by RNA polymerase II. Gene Ontology annotation, molecular function: transcription coactivator activity; DNA-binding transcription factor binding. The transcript is spliced from 5 exons. Lineage: Eukaryota; Metazoa; Arthropoda; Insecta; Diptera; Drosophilidae.
AGCAAAUUAAAGAGCAAGGCGAUCUCGUGCGUCAGUUGAAGGGAGCCAAGGAGUCCAAGGAGAAGAGCGACGGCAGGAACCAGGAAGAGGAGCACCACACAUAAAAGAAUAGGAGGGAGGACAGGAUGCCGGAGACGCUGCCCGCAACGGCCACGGUGACAGCCUCGAGCAUCGACUGCACUGUCGCCGUGCUCAAGGUGCCGACGCCCACCAUGCAGAUGCCGCAGGUGUGCAACCUCCAGAGCCUGGGCCUCAUCAUGGAGCCCAACAACAUCAACAUCGAGCUGAAUCCCGCGGCCACUCCCACUUCCCCCGAGUUCAAGAUGAUGACUAUGGAUAUCACCAAAACAGAACCCGGACUCGUCGGGCUCUCAUCGAAUCAACAGCAGCAGCAGCAGCAGCAGCAGCAGCAGCAGCAGCAGCAGCAAUCCGGACAGCAGCAGCAGGCCGCCAGCAUGAACAGCAACAGUGGCAACAACGUGGGGCAGAAUGCCAACAACGGUUGCAACAGCAACGGCGGCGGGGUGAACAGCGGCAACGGCAAUGGCAACAACGGUGGCAACAACAACAGCAACAGCAAUGUCCAGAGCAUCGCCGCGGCGGCCAACAACAAUAACAACAACAACAAUGGGAGCCAGCUGUGCGCCGGCUGCGGCAAGCACAUCCAGGACCGUUACCUGCUACGCGCCCUGGACAUGCUGUGGCACGAGGACUGCCUCAAGUGCGGCUGCUGCGACUGUCGCCUGGGCGAAGUCGGGUCCACCCUCUACACGAAGGGCAACCUAAUGCUCUGCAAGCGUGAUUAUUUGAGAUUAUUUGGCAACACGGGCUACUGUGCCGCCUGCAGCAAGGUGAUCCCCGCCUUUGAGAUGGUGAUGCGCGCCCGCACCAAUGUCUACCAUUUGGAGUGCUUCGCCUGCCAGCAGUGCAACCAUCGAUUCUGCGUGGGCGAUCGGUUCUAUUUGUGCGAGAACAAGAUUCUCUGCGAGUACGACUACGAGGAGCGGCUGGUCUUCGCCUCGAUGGCCAAUCAUCCGAUGCUGAAGCGCCACGUCUCCUCGCUAGGUCAGGGCUCGCCCACUGGCGCCGCUGGGGCCCCGGGUGCCGCCGGCGGACUGCUCGGCGGAGGACCAGGCGUCGCCAACGGGGGUGUGGGCGUGGGCAUGGUCAACGGGCCGCGCACACCCGGCGACCACAACAACAACAAUGGACCCCAGACGCCCACCGGAGGCGGCUCUCCGUUUGCGGCCGCGGCAGCUGCCGCUGCUGCCGCCGCACACAUGAAGAACCAGCUAGGGGCGUCCAGCUAAAAUAAAGCCCUGGGCAUGGGCGGAGUUGGACCAGGUGUCGUCGGAGUAGGAGUUGGAUCUGGAUCUGGAUCAGGAGUGGGAGUGGGAGUGGGAGUCAGCGGAAUGGGCGUUGGUGCUGGCCAGCAGCAGUUCUAUGGCGUCACGGGCUUUGGUCUGCCCCACCAACAGCAGCAGCAGCAGCAACAGCAGCAGCAGCAGCAACAGCAGCAGCAUCAACAGCAGCAGCAGCUCAUGGGCUUGGGCCUAGGAGGAGGAGCGUCUGGAUCCAUUGGAGCAGCAGGAGGAGGAGCAGCAGCUGGAGGAGGCGUUGGUAGCAUGGGAAGCAGCUGCAAACGCUACCAAAGAAAGUUCUACAACCGCAACUGAAUCGAGAAGGGUAGAUUGUGGCUCGUCGCUCUUGGAUCGAGAGAGAGAGAGAGAGGGAGAGGGAGAGGGAGAGGGAGAGAGAGCGCGAGAUAUGAUGCCACAUGAUUACGGAUGAUGGAGUCGAUUUUCAAUCUUCGUUUGCUUUUGACUGAGUUCAAGUUUUAUAGUGUUAUAGUUUUAGUUUUUGGUUAAGUUGCCACGCAAAUCACUUGCUGAAUGUUGCACAUGUUGCAGGUGCAGGACUAAGUUUUCAUUUCCCUUUCGAAUGGGCAAAAAUUCGUUUCGUUUUAAGACCUGUAAAUAAUUUACUUGCAAGCUGUUGACUUUGGAGCGCGAUAGAUUUUUUUUAUUCUUAUUUUUAUUUUUAUUUGUCGAGUGUGUACCACUUCAUAUGGGUAUACUCGU